Messenger RNA from Centruroides sculpturatus (bark scorpion), 1799 nucleotides. RefSeq names its product prolactin-releasing peptide receptor-like. Gene Ontology annotation, cellular component: plasma membrane; neuron projection. Gene Ontology annotation, molecular function: neuropeptide Y receptor activity; neuropeptide binding. The transcript is spliced from 2 exons. Gene Ontology annotation, biological process: G protein-coupled receptor signaling pathway. The coding region runs from base 209 to 1483 and encodes 424 amino acids. The record is from RefSeq and is a predicted model, not a curated record. Lineage: Eukaryota; Metazoa; Arthropoda; Arachnida; Scorpiones; Buthidae.
CAGAAAGUUCGUUAUUCGCAGCGUCCGUUAUUCGAGGCGUACAUUAUACGAGGCACCGCUGUAUAAUGUUAAGAAAAAUAUAUUACAAUUCUAAAUGAUAAUUCUCUGUUUAGCAUUAUUUAAAACUCAGAUUUGUCAGUUGAGAGCUUAAGAGAGAGGAUGGAAAUGAAAAGUCUGGUAUAGAUUGAGUUAUAAUGAAGAGGUAGAGAUGACAAUCCAUAUCACCAACGGAUUUCAGAUCAACAAUUAUAUCGCUCUUGCAGCACUUGUUCGAAGCGGUAAUUUUUCAUCAGAUCUACUUAACUUUACGCUGGAUGGUUUUAACGACAGUUUUAAACCUAACUUCGCGGUACCUAUCGAUUAUGUCACUAAUCUACCAGCAGUUAAAGCUUUCUUUUAUUGUCUAUACGUCAUUAUAUUCGUUAUAGGAGUUUGUGGUAACGUUUUAGUUUGCUACGUGGUAUUUAGAAACAAAUCCAUGCAUACUGUAACUAACAUAUUCAUUACUAAUUUGGCUUUGUCCGAUAUCCUUCUCUGCACGUUUGCAGUUCCUUUUACUCCCUUGUAUAUUUUCAUGAGUGAAUGGGUCUUUGGUGCAAUACUUUGCCACUUAGUACCCUAUGCUCAAGGCGUUAGUGUAUAUAUUUCAGCAUUUACACUAAUGUCGAUAGCCAUUGAUAGGUUUUUUGUAAUAAUUUACCCCUUCAAACCUCGUUUACAAAUAAAUCUAUGUCUUUCUAUUAUUGUGCUCGUUUGGGUAUCAGGGGCCUUAUUAACAUUGCCUUAUGGCAUCUUCAUGGAUCACUUGACUGGUGAAGAUGGAAGACAUUACUGUGACGAGGUUUGGCCUCACGAAUCUAUACGCAGAACAUUUGGUUUUUCCACCUCGAUAUUACAAUUUGUUAUCCCUUUUAUAAUAAUAAGUUUUUGUUAUUUGAGGGUUUGUCUUAAAUUGAGAGAUCGCGCUCGGACGAAACCGGGUGCAAAGUCGCUAAAAAAAGAAGAAAUGGAAAGAGAACGAACAAGAAGGACAAAUAGAAUGUUAAUAUCAAUGGUUAUGAUAUUUGGAGCAUCUUGGCUGCCUCUAAACGUUUAUAAUUUGGUUGUCGACUUUUAUAUACCUGCCGCUCAAUGGAAGUAUCUCAGCGCUUUUUAUUUUUUGUCUCACGCAGCUGCUAUGAGUUCUACUUGCUAUAAUCCUUUCCUUUAUGCUUGGCUUAAUGAGAAUUUCCGCAAGGAGUUCAAAACAGUGCUACCUUGUUUCAAUCCGCCAGUGGCAACCAGGAGACCGGAUAGUAUCAAACAAGAAAGAACUUGUAAUGGGCACGAAAGUAUGCAGGACACCUUACUUUCAAGAAUCAAUUCGGCCAAAGACGGGAAAACCAGAGGCCGAGACACUAGCGUUAAGUACGUAAUCGAAACCGGAGCCGUACUCUUACAGAUCGUUGAUGGUAAUAAUGGUAAUAAUGGUAAUGAUGAGUAGAAAUAAUAUAUAUUAAAUGUAUAAAAAUAAAUGUUUUGUCGUUAAAGUACAAAUUUGCUCAAGUUUAGUUAUUGUAUGAAUCAAAUAUGCAAGAUUUAAAAGUAUCUUGUUAAAUGUUGUAAAAAUGUAGUGAAACCUUAUAAAAACAAAUCAUCUAUCUAUUAAUGAACAUGGUUGUUUCUAUUAAUCGGUUCAACAAUAAUAACAAUCGAUUAAUAGAAAUUAUUUGGGGCUACGUGUUUAUUUUUAGAUGGUUGGAAAUGAAGCUUUGUGGCUUUUUGUUGUAUUUGUUGUUAGAAAAUAAAUAAAUAUCGGU